GUUAUCUUCGUCCUCUUCUCCCUUCUCCUCCUUUUGGUUCAUGGGUCCCCAUCCAUGAAAGAAGAAGAAAAAGAAGAAGAAGGAGGAGGAGGAGAUGGUGGAGGAGCUACAAUGGAGAGUGAGGAGCUAAUGGGUCUUUUUGAAGUUAUGGGGGACCUCUUAGAAGACCCCACAUGGGCUGAGCUCCACCCACACCCUUGCACAGAUACUCCAUGGCCUGGGAUCCAGUGUGAGUUGAGCCAAACCCCACUAACCCAACCAAAGCAAGAAGAAGAAGAAGAAGAAGAAGAAGGAGAAGAAGAAGAAGUGCAAAAUGGUAAUUUCCUCCAUGUGACCAAGCUCCACAUUGGCCCUGAUGUUGCCUCCCCUCCUUGCAAACCCUUUGCUAAGCUCUCCACCUCACUCCUCAAACUCCCUUAUCUCAAAACCUUCUCUUUGUUCAGUUGCUUCCUCUCCCCCACUGAGGUUUCCCUCCCUCCCUUUCUCUUCACCAACACUUCAAUUUUGGAGCAGUUGGUUAUCAAGUCCAACCCAGGUUUGAGUGGAAGCAUCCCACCAAGCUUAGCCAUGGUGAGAAACUUGAGAGUGCUUAGCCUCUCACAAAACAACCUCCAUGGGGCCAUUCCAAAGGAGCUUGGUGCACUGAAGAGGUUGGAGCAAUUGGAGCUGAGUUACAACCACCUAACAGGUCAAAUCCCUCUAGAGUUUGGUGGGUUGACAAGUUUGACCAUCUUUGACCUCAGUUGGAAUGAGUUGGAAGGUCAAAUCCCUUGGUCUUUGGGUCAACUCCAAUCCCUUCAAAAAGUUGAUCUCAGCUUCAACAAGCUCUCUGGGACAAUGCCCAUUGAUUUGGGUAAGUUGGAGAGGUUGGUUUUGUUGGAUUUGAGCCAUAACAUGCUCACAGGGCCAAUCCCAGAGACUUUGUCGAGUUUAAAGGAGUUGGAGUACCUACUAAUGGUGGACAACCCUAUAAACACAACCAUGCCUUUGUUUAUUGGGGAUUUAAACAAGUUGAUUGUGUUGGGUCUAUCAGGGUGUGGCCUGUUAGGGCCAAUACCCACAAACUUGGGCUCUUUGUGUAACCUCACUGCUCUAUCUUUGGAUAGAAACAAACUCAAUGGGUCAAUCCCCACAAGUUUGGGUGCACUUCCACAGUUGGGUCAACUUAACUUGAGCCAAAACCAGCUUACUGGGGAGAUAAGCUUCUCUAGUGAGUUUGUGAACAAGCUUGGGAGAAGAUUGGAUGUUAGGGAUAACAAGGAUCUGUGCAUAGAUUUGAACAAGUAUAAGAAGAACAUUUCUUUCUAUUUUGAAGCUCCACCUUGUGCAUUGGACUCUUCUUCUAAUAACAAGCCUAGUAGUAGUAACAGGUCAUGGGUUGAUGAAGAGGGUGGAGUGAGCCCUGCUGUUUUGGAGUCCAAGCCAUUUUCUAGUAGCAGUAAGGGAGGAGAGUUUUGCUUGUUAGGGUUUGGGAUGUUAAGUUCUCUAACUUUGGGUUUUUGUAUUUUUGUAUUAUUUAGUUUGAGGGGGUUUUAG
Molecule: messenger RNA, 1536 nt
Organism: Ananas comosus (pineapple)
Lineage: Eukaryota; Viridiplantae; Streptophyta; Magnoliopsida; Poales; Bromeliaceae
Product: piriformospora indica-insensitive protein 2-like
Exons: 1
Coding region: 55-1536 (493 amino acids)
Cellular component (GO): plasma membrane
Molecular function (GO): protein binding
Source: RefSeq, a predicted model, not a curated record